Rhinolophus ferrumequinum (greater horseshoe bat) is the source of this 2380-nucleotide messenger RNA. It is a transcript of the gene LMNTD2, whose product is annotated as lamin tail domain containing 2. The record is from RefSeq and is a predicted model, not a curated record. Bases 291 to 2348 code for a protein of 685 amino acids. Gene Ontology annotation, molecular function: structural constituent of chromatin. The transcript has 15 exons. Gene Ontology annotation, cellular component: lamin filament. Gene Ontology annotation, biological process: chromatin organization. Lineage: Eukaryota; Metazoa; Chordata; Mammalia; Chiroptera; Rhinolophidae.
GCUGUGGAAGGCACUCCGGUGGGAGUUAAGAGUUCUGCAGGCCCCUCCCCCAGCUCCCCAGGGCUGUCCACUGCUUCCUCUUCAGCUCAUCAGCCUGGCCCACUGAGACCUGCACUCUUAGGUCCUGCUGGCUCGUGGACACACAGAGCAGCAAUGCACACAAUCAAUCGCCAUGGUCAGGCUGGGGAGGGACCUUGGGAGCCUCCCUCAGGGUUGGUUCGGGGUGUUGGGCUGAGCGCUGACCAUGGCAGGCCCUGCUGGCCACUCUGUGGUCCCCAGGGCCUGUGGAGAUGAGUUGGGCAGCAGCUCAGCUUCUCACAGCUUCUACUUCAGGCUGGACCAGCCCCCAGGAGGAGGAGGUGGGCCCUGGUCUGGGGUCUCCCCAGAGGCUCCUGGUAACAAACAGCCCCUCCCCUUCUGGGUGCUGGUAUCCAUGGCAACGCCAUAGAGCCUUUCUCUCCCCAGGCCUGCCUGGAUUUCAAGCUUCAGCUGGCACACCUGCAGACCUGGUGACUCCCACAUACCUGAAGGACACCAAGCCAAGCUCCACACCAGCAGUCUCCAUCAACCUGCAGCUGUCCCCUGAGGGCCUGGACCCCCACACCCUGCGGCUGCUGUGGAGGCAGCGGGAGCUGGAGAUCCAGGCCCUGCGGUGUGCCCUCCAGAACUGCCGGGAUGCCCGGCAUGGCCACAUCCUGCAGGAGGUGGCUGGACUUCCACUCGAGAGGAGCUCUUGUGGUCAGGAAAAGCUCCUGCAGAUCCAGGUCCAGAAGCUGACUGUGGAGCUAAAGGAACAGAAGAAACAGGCCCAGCUGGAGAAGGAGCAUUUGGAGAAGCAGUUGCUGCAAACCAGCACCGUGCUCCAGCAGCGGGAGGCUGAGCUGCAGGCCCUGCACAAGUCUUGCCUCCUGCAUCUGGCUCGCUCUUCCUGGCUGGGCCGUAUGCUGCGGUCGUCUACUGGCAGCGUGGAGGUGGUGACUGCAGAGACCCUAAUGGACCUCAGUGACCUAUCUGAGAGUGAUGAGGUUUCCUCUGCUUGGGAGGGUUUCCGGCUGGAGGAUGUGGACUGGAACAGCAUCGCCCAUCGAUACCCCAAUCUCUUGACUGACAUCAAGUUGACCUUGGAUCACAGGAACCCUGGGCCAUGGCUGCCCCCAGAACUCCCACCAGCCUCACCACCGGACGACCAGGGCUCAGAGCUGUGCACACAACACAUGGAGCGGCAUCUCAAGAAUGUGGAGUGGAGCUCUCUGCCCUUGGGGGGCACCAGCAGCUUGGGGGACACCAGCAGCUCGGGGGGCGCCGACUCUGACUCUAGCAACCCCCAGCGGGACAUGAGGUUUCCAGUGCAUGUGACAAGGCACCCGCCCUGGGCACCAGGACAUGCUUCUGAGCAGACAGAGUCGCAGGCCAGGAGCUUCCACAGGGGCUCACAGGCAGAGCCUGCAGGCCUCCUCUCCCUGGAUCUCCCGGAAACCCACUCAGAGGGCCUGGGCAAGACCGUCCUGGUGCCCAGGUUCUGUGCAACUCCAGACCACCGGCAGCCUGGGCACCGAUGGAGCCAGACGAGCUCCUGCCUGAAGAUCGUGGCCGUGAGCUGUCGCAAGAGGUUCGUCCGCAUCCUCAACGAGUCGCAGGAGGAGACCGCUGACCUGGGUGGCUUCACACUGCAGCAGCUCUCCUGCCACUUCCCCGUGCGCAUGUACCGCUUCCCACCCCACACGCUGCUGGCGCCGCGGCACCACGUCACGAUAUGGGGCGAGGGACCUGACAGCACCAAGAAACAGCCGCCGUCGUCCCUGGCCCAGGAGCCUAUCUACUUCCACUCCAACCGGGGCUGCGUGACUCUCCUCCUGAGCCCCAAGGGCGAAGUCCUCAGCGAGCACCAGGCCCCGCACUGCGUGACCCCCGUCUCGAAGAUCUUCGACGACAAUACCGACUUGUCUAUUGACCGCUACCCGCUCCCAGACGCCCGGCCCGGGGCCAACAACAUCUGCGAGCAGCGGCGCGCGUCCCGAGCCCCGCCCCACGGCCAGGACGCGGGCCCUGUUGCCGCGCCUGAGCACCAGCAAGCUCUUCUACCCGCCGGAGGUGCCAGCGCGGCCCGCGAGCGCAGAGACCCACGCGCGGAAACUCCUGCCCGCGGUCCCCCAGCGCCGGCUGGGCAUCACCGACCGCCAGGCCAAGAAGGAGCACAGGCUUCGGGUGUGCAGGAAGAGCGUGAACCGGGGUUGCCCGAUGGUGGCGCUGUCGGUCCAGAGCACGGCCGAGAGCAGAUUCGGUUUCCGCUUCCUCAGCUGCCCGCCCAUCACCGGGGACGCGAGCGGGCGGGUGUAGGGCCACGGUAGGGCGGGCAAUUCUGGCGCCUGCGCUCACCGGC